Molecule: messenger RNA, 2274 nt
Organism: Marchantia polymorpha subsp. ruderalis
Lineage: Eukaryota; Viridiplantae; Streptophyta; Marchantiopsida; Marchantiales; Marchantiaceae
Source: the annotation of a GenBank genome assembly
CGUAAGCGUAAUGCGUAUUCCUGACCUGACUGGCUGGUUGGAGGAGAGGAGGCAAGCAGAGCAUCCUCGUAUCUUUAACGUUUUGUUCGGUGUCAAAACGUUAGAAAUACGAGGAUGGAAGGAAUGAGAACAGCGAGAAGAGGAGGAGGGCCCAUCUUGCCUCUGUGGCACAGAAAUGCACUAAUAAAAUCCCGGUCCUGCUGUGCUGCGGGAAACAGCAUGAUAUCAUUCGAACCUUCCGACCGACCUACCCUACGAACAUGCUGCACUGCAAACGAAAGCAAGGGACAAGUACUGCAAGUUUAACUACUGACGGGUUGCUUUCCUGAAACGAGAAGAUGAGACGAGGGAAUUGCUGGCGUACGAUCAGUUGGCAAUUGAUCAUCAGAGAAGAUGCACUCAUUACUUCUGACGUUCAGCCUUUUGUGCAACCAACGGACUAAGCCUCUGUGCUAGAGAAAGCAGUCGUCGCCCUUCCCCAGCCUGACAUAAGAGACAGAGGAAGAGGAGGAGGACGAGGUGGAGGGCGAAGCGAUAGAGGCAUCCAUCAGCCAUGAUAUUAAAAAAGGACGGUUAUAAAGAGCAAUCACCCUCCAAAGAAAGCUCAUGGAGAAACACUUGACAGGUGAGUGCAAGGAAAAGAGUUUAGGUGGUACGUUGUAGAGCCCCAUGGACAGAUGAAAUCUGGCCACACAAUUUUACCAUCACCACCACCUAUGAAGGCCACAACUUCACCACCAGCUCGACUACAGAAAUUGAUCAUAUUUACAAGUCCAGCGGUCGCGCAUUGGAGUUCAAGAGAAAUGGAUAUGCGCUGCAGCGUUCCUCAUGCGUCUGUGGGGUAUGGAUUUGGAUACGUACAAGAUAUGUGCUAGUACCCGGUAAAUGAACAUAGCAUGAGUGUGGGAUGGUGAACUCAGUCCCUCUGUUGUUGCAGCUGUAAUAUAUAUUCUGACAGCAUGGCAGUCGAAGUGCUUAAAUGUUCAACGGAGCGGGAGGAAUACUGAAUGAAAUGCUGCGUUUCCCAGCGAGAGCGGCGAUUUCAACCGAUCAAAAGAAUUGUUGGCACAUGAGAGGGAAUUGGACAAGUGGACAUUACGUUCGUUUCUGAGCCAUGGGAAGGACUAUAGUUUUGUGUCUCUCCUUGGUGGUGAUCGCCAUCUUUGUACUUCUGCCCUUCUGCUUCUCUAUUCGCCAAACCAACCCAGAGCCAAAAGCAGCAGCAGCAGCAGUCGAGGCUUCAACAACGGCGGUCAUCGCGGCCAGAAACUCGGCCGCGAGCUCGAGCUCAAGCAUGAUGGGUAUCCGAGAUGUGAGAACCUUGUUCGGUGGCGGACCACAUUCGAAUCACUCACUUGGCAACCUUGAUGGUGGAGGUGAAGAUGACGAGAAGAAAUCAGCCCGUGCCCAGGACUCGCCUGAGAGCGUUGCUUCCACGCAGGAGAUAGUUCUGGACGGCAAGUAGUUCUCUCGGACACUGCACUACAGGAUCUGAGAAUCUUCGUGCACUGAAUUAGUACAGUACCCGUACACGCACACCCACACCGAUCUCAGCUGCAUGGGCCGGUCUAUGGUCUACAGGUGCAUCAUACUGCCAUGACAUACAGAAUACAGUGCAGUAUAUGAUGUAUUCCUCAGUUCGAUUCUCCCAUGGACCAUCUGGGCACCUCGCGGGCUGUAAAACGGUUCGUUCAUCUCUGUGUACUCCGUUACAUUAAUCAGGGCAACUAUUGAAUUGAAACCUUAAAUACAUAAUGUCAAAUAAUGUCAUUAUUUGUAUCGUCUGUAUAUCCUCAAUCCAGAUCAAAGUAGACUAGAUCCCUGUUAGAAGUAAACAUAUGAAAUAAUAAGCGGCCGGCAUAUGUAGGAUGUUAAUAGGAUUCACUGGAUGUUGGCAAGAUUCAUCAUUCAUCUCUUGGAGCAGUAUACAUUUCUAUUUCUUCCCUUCUGGGUCAGUUAAGUAAGGACAUAUUGGUUGAAGCCAUAUGCUUCACGCAAAUGUGCAUUCAGCUGUGAGGAGACGACAUUUCCAGCUCUAGUCAAAUUGAGGUUGCAAAGACGGACUUGUGACUUUCCUGUCACCUGGUGCGUUUCAGUCAUCUAAAUUCACUAACUUUAUACGAGGCUUCUGCUCGCCGAGAGAAGUAAAGACUCUCUCCACCCAGGUUGGCAGGGAAGUUGGGAGUAAAUGAAGUGAGUUCUCUUUGGGAAUGGAGGCGAACUAAAUGAAUUGGGUUGUUUCUUUCGUGUACUUACAAAAAUUGAUGUCUCCUG